Blepharisma stoltei is the source of this 5425-nucleotide messenger RNA. The record is from the annotation of a GenBank genome assembly. Lineage: Eukaryota; Ciliophora; Heterotrichea; Heterotrichida; Blepharismidae.
AUGUCUAGUCCUGUUUUUGCCUAUGACAAGGCGAAUAUUUUCAAUGACCUUCUUAUGACAUGAACAUUCCCAUGCCUGAGGUUUUGAAAUAAAAAUAAGCCUUCUCCUCGCUCCCCCCUCUGUGAGCGAACAAAAAAAUUUCGUUCGCUCACGGAGAGGAGUUAAUUUUUUUUUUUUUUUAAAAAAAUUUAAAUAUAAAUUUUAAAGAAAUUUUUUUUUUCAGAAUUUAAAAUCACUCCGCUUUUCAAAAAUAGGAAGGAAAAUAUUAAUUUAAUUUGUAAAAUUUAUGUUUUAAAACGCAAUUUGUUUAAAAUUAAACAGAAUUAGCUUGGGAUUUUAUGAUACUAGUUAUCACUUAUAUAUCAGCAUUUUUUCCUUAAAAAAAAUUCUAUUAAAAACAUUUUCGCUCGCUUACGGAGGGUGGGCUUUUGGGCUAAAAAUAGGGAUUUUUCUAAUGAUUUGUUCUCUCACGGAGGAGGGGGAAUCAGAACUUAAUUGACGUUCCUAAGAGAAUUAAUUUUGAGGAAUCAUUAACUCAACUUGAGAUUGCAUGGAAUGAAGAAGCCAGGAAGCCGCACCCAAGCUUCAAAAGAGUAUUAAUAAGAGAAUUUGGCUGGGAAUUCCUAAAAUUUAGCUUGCCAGGGAUUUUCGCAAAUAAUCUUUCAUUAGUUCAAGCAGUUCUUGUGAUUUAUCUGACAAGAUACAUGACUGAUGACAACGCUAAGGGCUAUGAAGGUGCAGGCUAUGUCAUAGCUUAUGCUGCCACUGCUUUUGUAUCUUAUUACUGCAUGAAUCUCUCUACCUUCCGCGUAUACACUUUGAUUGCAAGAAUUAAAGCAAUCAUCCCAUGCUUAAUGUACAAAAAAGUGUUAAAACUAUCAAACUUGACCUUAAAUCAAGGUAAUAUUAAAGGAAAGCUCGCCAAUUUAAUAGCAUCAGAAGUAGAAUUUAUUGAUGGUCUCGUGACAUUAGUUUUUCUCUUUUCAAUUCCAACUUUUCUGAUAGGUGCUUUCUUAAUUCUAGGCUUUUUCUUAGGUCCAGCUGGAGUUAUUGGCUUGAUUAUUGUAAUUAAAUUAAUUAGAUUCAAGCUAAUCUUUAUAGUCUUCAAUUCCUGAGUACCAUGCGUCCUACGGGAUAAUUCUUGGGAUGGUGUUCUCCCAGGUCGAAAACCCCGGCUUUUCAGUAGAGGAUUUUUCCUCCAUGGUCCAAAUCACGACUUUGCAAAACCUUCAUUUCCAAUCCAAUCAACUUACCCAGCCUGCUUUGCUUAGGCCAGAUUGUCCGUUUCUAAGGACCCUUUUCAACUGGAGAGACUGUAGCCUUUGAGUUCUCUUCUAGCCUGUCUUUCCUUUUUCCCCUGGUUCAGCAGCAAAGGAAAAGCUCAACUACUUACGCAAUUCGGGAAAGGACACAAAAGAACCUAGGCAGGCAUGCCAACUUUCCUCUAUCGGACACCUAACCUAGCCCUGAGUGCUGCUACUAAAAAUGCAAAAAACUGUCACUCAAGCCAGCGGAAUAGUGCUGGGCCUCUCGUCUUGAGGCUAACCCAACCCUUGGGCAGUUCUUUGCAUCAAAAAGCCAUGUCCGGAUAUGCAUAAGGACACCCACCACAGGGAGGACGGGCCUUUCAUCACCAGCCAUUUAUGCAUAUGACUUGAUUAUUGUAAUUUUCCAUUUCCCUAUCGUCCUUUUUUUAGCAAAAUGAGCUGGAAAAUUCAGGGUAAAGGUUGCUCUUUUUGCGGAUUCUCGUAUAAAGAUGAUUACAAAUUUGAUAGAAGGGAUCAGAAUAGUAAAGCUUUAUGGAUGGGAAGAACCAUAUUUAGACCUUAUUUAUAAUAAGAGAAGACAAGAAAUCAAAGAAGCACUUCAUAAAUUAACAGUUCAUUCCUUAAACAGAAUGGUUGGAGCAGGAGGUAUAGGAAUCGUUCUUUUUAUUACAUUUAUCAUAUAUGUAUCCCUCGGAAAUGAAAUUAAGCCAGGCGAGACUUUUGCUGCUGUAACAAUUUUAGUGAUAAGCAACAAUUUAAUAUCCUAUGUAGGAGCUGCUGCUAUUAUGCAGAUGUUUAUGUUAGUUGUGUCUAUGAAAAGGCUGACUGACGCUUUGAUGAUGAAAAAUAAAGAGCACAUAAUUUUCCCGGAAAGUAAAAAGCAUGCUGUUACUUUGAAAAAUGCAUGCUGGGCUUGGAAUGAAAUAGAGACAUUGGAAAAUGAAGAUUUGAAGACAACCAAAAAUUUUCUUGCUCCUACAGUAGAGAAUCAGAUUGUUUUAAAUGAAAUUGAUGUCAAGCUUGACCAUGGAGAACUAUUAAUUGUUAUUGGACCUGUAGGGUGUGGUAAAACAAGUCUGCUUAUGGGGAUUAUGCAAGAAAUAGCAUUAGCUUCAGGAAAAAUUCAUUUGAAUGGAAAAAUUGCAUACUCAGGAGAAGACCCAUGAAUUGUUUCGAGCAGCAUUAGAGAUAAUAUAUUGAUGGGUUUAGAAUACGAUGAGGGUUUGUAUAAAUCUGUCAUUCAUGCGUGUGCCCUGGAGCAUGAUAUAGAAAGUUUUGUUUUUGGAGACAAUACAGUUGUAGGAGACAGAGGAAUUACUUUAAGCGGUGGACAAAAAGCAAGGGUAAGUCUGGCAAGAGCAAUUUACACCAAUAGAGACAUAAUGCUUCUUGAUGAUCCUUUAAGUGCUGUAGAUGCAGAAGUAAGUGAGCACAUUUUUAAGAAUUGCAUCAAAGAAUAUUUAAAAGAAAAAACUGUGAUUCUAGCAACCCAUCAAAUUCAUUAUAUAUCUCAGGCUGACAAAAUAUUGGUUUUGGAUAAUGGAAAUCUUAUCUUAUCUUAUAGAAUUUAUAACGUUUAAACGUCCACUACGGGGUGACAACCCCAGGUACUAUCACUCGCCUUCGUCGCAUCGGGCCCACAGGUCGCUGGGGAUGGCCUACUUCAAUCGCCAGGUGCUUUCUUGGGAAAGUGUUCCGGCUUCGACGGCUCAUGGAUGAGCUACUUGCUUGCUAAAUGGAUUGCUUUUCCGAAAAACCCAAAAAAUGGAUUUUCUGGUCAGCUGUCGGCAAAAAGGAAAAACACGUAGUCUGGGACGUAACGCCCAGUUUCACGCUAGGGAGUUGCCCGAUUGGUCCAAAGGACUCUGCUGAGCUUCCCCUUUCCAACUCCGUGCCCUCCUUCCCCAUGAGGAAAAAUCCACCCCUGAGAUUAGACUAGGACUAGGCUCUGAACACAACCAGAAUUGCUUACAUAGUAUUGCUGUCCACCCUAGAAUGGUAAAACCUUGCCGGAUAUAGUUAAAAUAUGAGUCGAGGCUGCAUGGCCGGAAGGCCAUGCUCAGGCGAAGACGCCAUAUUUUAAUUAUGGAUAAUGGAAAUCAAUUAUUUUUUGGAACUUACCAAGAAAUUGAAGGAAGAGCUGACGUGAAACACAUUGUUGGGGAACUUCUCAGUAAAUUUGAAGGGGAAAAAGAAGAAAAACCAGAAGCUGUAAAAGAAGAAACUGAGAAAAAAGUUGCUGCAAAGGAUAAAUUGUCAAUACAAGAAGAAGAAAUUGAAAAAGGCUCAGUCCCGAUUAGUGUUUACUUUAAAUUUUUGCUUUUUGGGUUCAGAACAUGCUUGGCUUUCCCAGUGCUACUCGUGAUAAUAGUAGCUGCUCAAAUAUCUUAUAUAAUGAUUAUGUGAUGGCUUGCACUAUGAGCAAGAGAAUCGAAGUCUGACCAAGAUGAUGCUUACAAUAUAUGGGUAUACGCCAUAAUUAUCGCUGCAGCAUACAUUCUAUAUUAAUUAAAAUAAAUAGCCCACUUCAUUAAUUGAUAUUUAUUAUUUUUUGUUUUAUUAAACAGGAAUAAUUAAAAAUUUGGAAUUAUUAACCCUUAUAAAUUGGGAUAGCAUAUCUUAGAGCGUACUCUUUAGGACUGGGGCUGAUUUUAAGUGCGAAAAAGCUUCACAAUUCUGCAUUAGAGAGUGUCACCAAAACAGCUUCGGUAUUUUUUGAUAAAAAUCCUACUGGGAGGAUGCUCAAUAGGUUUUCAAAAGAUACGCUUAUGAUGGAUGAGCUGUUAAUGAUGGUUUUUGUUGAAUUUCUAAAUAUGUCUAUUACGCUAUUAGGAAACAUUGUUGUCAUGGCUGUUGUAGCUCCACCAAAUUUAGCUGUUAUUUUUGGAUUUGCUUUUUAUCUUGGUUAUUUGAUAAAAAAAGUAGUUCCUUUAUCAAAAAGCCUUAGAAAAAUCGAACUAAUAAUGAAAAGCCCUGUCUUAUCCUUAUGUAACUCUUCUGUUCAUGGCCUCGUAACUAUUCGCGCAUUAAACCUUGAAGAAAAAUUUUUAAAAGAUAUGCAUAACGCUAUUACUUUAAGUCUGAGGUCAUUUCUUAGCUAUCAAGUCAUUCAAAGAUUCUAUCAAGGAUACACUGAGCUAGGAGCGACUUUUCUGAACACUCUUAACGUAAUGGUGCUGAUUUUGUAUAAAGAUCAUAUCAGCGGUAGCUUGGCUGCAAUGAGCAUAUCUUUAAUUGCUUCAAUGUCAAGUUUGGUUGCUUUUUGGGCAAAAACGAUGGUUGAAACAGAAAAUACAAUGGCAUCCCCUCAAAGAUUGAUACAGUAUGAAAAGUUGCCAAGAGAAGGAAAAUUUGAGACUAAUCAACAUUUUAUAAUAGAUAAAGGAAAAAUUGAAGUAGAUCAUCUUUUUAUGAGAUAUCGAGAAAACUUUCCUGACGUAAUCAAAGACUUAAGUUUUACAGUUGAGGCUGGAUUAAAAGUGGGAAUUAUUGGGAGGACUGGAGCAGGGAAGUCAUCAAUUAUGCAAGUCCUGUUCAGACUGACGGAUCCAUCUCAAGGAACAAUAUUUAUAGAUGGCCAAGACUAUAAGCAGGCAGGACUUCAUCAAUUAAGAAAACAGAUGUCUGUUAUUCCUCAGUUUCCAACGAUAUUUAUGGCAAGCUUUAAAGAUAACCUUGAUCCUUUCCAUGAGCACACAGAAGAAGAAAUUUUGAGUAUUCUUAAGCAAACUAGGCUGCAAGAUUUAGUGAAUUCAUACCCAAAAGGGCUUAAUACGAUGCUAGUCGGCGAGGGAGGGAAUUUAUCAGCAGGACAAAAACAAUUAGUAUGUUUGGCAAGAGCUCUAAUUAGAAGAAACAAAAUUGUUAUGAUGGACGAAGCUACUGCAAACGUAGACCCAGAAACCGACAAAUUCAUUCAGAAGAAGAUUAAAAAGCUGUUUAAAGAAAGCACUUUAUUGAUUGUUGCUCAUCGCUUAAGGACUAUAAUUGACACUGACAAAAUUAUAGUAAUGGACGAAGGAACAUGCAGAGAGUCAGGAACCCCAUUUGAACUAGGCAAUAAGGAAACUUCGCUUUUCAGAAAAAUGAUUAUGUUUACUGGCCCUCAAGAGUCACAGUAUUUGCUAAACAAAAUAGCUACAAGAGAUGAAGAAUAA